Alternaria rosae is the source of this 2572-nucleotide messenger RNA. RefSeq names its product Alpha/Beta hydrolase protein. The transcript has 5 exons. Gene Ontology annotation, molecular function: serine-type carboxypeptidase activity. Gene Ontology annotation, cellular component: fungal-type vacuole. The record is from RefSeq and is a predicted model, not a curated record. NCBI's taxonomy places the organism in Eukaryota, Fungi, Ascomycota, Dothideomycetes, Pleosporales, Pleosporaceae. Gene Ontology annotation, biological process: proteolysis. Bases 409 to 2409 code for a protein of 666 amino acids.
GGCAACCCUCAUCACCUUCCACAUACGCUUCACAGCAAAGACCCUACUCUUCUCCUCGACCGGUAGCCGACCAACUAAGAUGUUACCGAAUAAACAAGUGACGCAAAGCCUCCUUGGCAGCCUUGGCCCUGCAUUGUCCCCGCCCGUAUCACGUCGCUAGAAUGCCAUUCGACGUCAUGAACUGGGUGCCUCAGGGUCGGUGCCGCUGCGGCGAUACAUGCGCUAUAGCUCAACCAGGAAGCUCAAUAUCUGACAUGCAGGCACAUGCAGGCUUGUACAUGGUCGUUAUGCAUAUGAGUCAAGGUACCCCAAUGUCAAGAACUUUGUAUAAAGUUGGCACUUGUGGUACUUCCGUAGCCUCUGCCCGCAGCAGACCGGAGAGCUUGAUCUCCUCAUACCAUAGCGAUAAUGGUUGCAUUCAGGCUGUCCCUUCUCGGAGCAGCUGGACUCUUGAGUGGGGUUGUCAACGCUCAGUUUCCUCCGACACCAGAGGGCGUGACUGUCCUUGAAUCGCAGCUUGAUGAGGGUGUUACAAUUUCAUACAAGGAGACCGACCUAUGUGAAACCACAGAAGGCGUCCGAAGCUUCUCCGGCUAUGUUCAUCUUCCAGCUGGAGCACUUGCCGAUCUCGGUGUCGAGAACCAAACAUAUGAGAUCAACACCUACUUUUGGUUCUUUGAAUCGAGGAAGGAUCCUGCCAAUGCGCCUCUCUCGAUUUGGAUGAAUGGUGGCCCCGGAUCCAGUUCCUUUGUGGGACUCCUGCGUGAAAACGGACCAUGUUUCAUUGGUGCCGACUCCAACAGUACCUACCUGAACGAGUGGUCAUGGAACAACGAGGUCAACAUGCUUUACCUCGACCAGCCCGUUCAGGUUGGCAUGAGUUAUGACAGCCUGGUGAACAUCACCACCAAUCUGGAUACCGGCGACCUUGAAGUUGUAGACUUUGGCAAUGGGCCUGUCCCAGCACAGAACAACAGUUUCUAUGUUGGCACCUACCCCAGUGAAAACUCCAAUCUCACCACACGUGGUACUGAGAACUCGGCACGAGCGCUCUGGAACUUCGCCCAGGUCUGGUUCCAGGAAUUCCCGGAACAUAAGCCGAACGAUGACAGGAUCUCCAUCGCGACCGAGUCCUACGGAGGUCGUUACGGACCGGCUUUCGCGGCCUACUUCCAGGAGCAGAAUGAGAAGAUCGAGAAUGGGACGUGGAGCGGGGCCGGACAGACACAUCUCCUGCAUCUCGACACUCUACUGAUUAUCAAUGGCUGCAUUGAUCGUUACGUCCAGUGGCCCGCUUAUCCAAUGAUGCAGUACAACAACACUUACGGUAUCAAGGCUGUCAACGAGUCGCGCUAUGAGGAAGUGCUCGACAACCUAUACAAGGAAGGAGGCUGUCUCGAUCAGAUUGAAGAAUGCCGCAACAUAAGUCUUGUAUAUGACCCCACAAACCAAGGCUACAACGAGACCGUCAAUGAAGUAUGUGAGGCCGCAGAAACAUUUUGUUCUGAGACGAUUCGAGACCCUUAUUUUGACACCGACCUCAACUAUUACGACAUCUCUGCACCCGGUGCGGCUGCUUUCCCCCCACCAUGGUAUCAAGGCUGGCUCAAUCAGCCACAUGUACAGCAGGGACUUGGUGUACCUCUCAACUGGACUCAAUCGAACUCGGCUGUAUCACGAGCCUUCCGAGGCAUUGGCGACUAUCCACGUCCAGGCUGGAAGGAAGAUCUCGCAUAUCUUCUCGAAGAGGGUAUCAAGGUCACGCUGUUAUACGGUGACCGAGACUAUGCAUGCAAUUGGUACGGCGGUGAACUGCUCUCCCUCGCCAUUCCUUACGACAAUGCCACUUCAUUCGCGGAUGCCGGAUAUGCGCCAGUUGUCGUGAAUGAUACCUAUAUCGGUGGGCAAGUGCGUCAGUACGGCAAUCUAUCCUUCACACGGGUGUACGAAGCUGGCCACGAGGUGCCAGCCUACCAGCCUGAAACUGCGUACAGGAUCUUUACGCGCGCUCUUUUCAACCGCGACAUCAGCACCGGCAACAUCUCUACAACCGAGACCCCCGACUACGCCACAGAAGGACCAAGUGACGUGUUCAACAUCACCAACGAACCAAUUGUCGACGAAGGCACACAAUGCUACGUUCUUGACCCUGGACAGUGCACGGCGGAGCAGUGGGAGUCAGUUAUGAAUGGAACAGCCUUGGUGCGAAACUGGAUCGUUGUCGACGCCAACACGAGCUAUCUGUUCCCAGAUCUAGCUGGUAACGGCACAUCUGGCAAUGGAAGUAAACCUUCCGGCACAGGAAUGCCCAUGCCUACUUACACCGCGGCUGCACCCGGUGGUCUCUCUGCGAGUGUUUUGGGCAGUGCGAUUAUUGCUGCGGUUGUAGGAAGCUUGGUAAUGCUAUAAUCAAUGGCAAAAUAGUCACGACAAUAUGAGAAUUGCAAUCAUGCGUAUACGAGAAUCAUGGGAUCUGUAAUAUCUAUAUACGCUCCAGGCAAGCUAUUCAUAGAUACCGACCCAUUCCACAUCAUCACGUUGUGCACUGGUGCAUUGGACGCGCGUGACGUCA